Hirsutella rhossiliensis is the source of this 630-nucleotide messenger RNA. Its product is annotated as breast carcinoma amplified sequence 2 (BCAS2) domain-containing protein. The transcript has 2 exons. The record is from RefSeq and is a predicted model, not a curated record. Gene Ontology annotation, cellular component: precatalytic spliceosome; Prp19 complex; catalytic step 2 spliceosome. Gene Ontology annotation, biological process: mRNA processing. Bases 1 to 630 code for a protein of 209 amino acids. NCBI's taxonomy places the organism in Eukaryota, Fungi, Ascomycota, Sordariomycetes, Hypocreales, Ophiocordycipitaceae.
AUGGCCCUCCCACCCGCCUUCCACGAAUCCCUUCCCUACAUCGACCCCGAACUCUCCCCUGCUGCCCUCGCCGCCGCCCACGCCCUCAUCUCCGCCGAACAAUCCCAAGCCUCCCCCCUUCCUCCGCAUCCCCAAACCGACCGCCCAUCCCUCCUCACCCCCGCCCUCGCCGCCGAGCUCUCCCGCGUCACCUCGGGCGAACCGGCCAAACCCCUCUGCCUCUCGCGCUACGAGGCCCAGGAACCCCCCUCGCCGGGCUCCUCGUCGACCACUUCGCUGCGCCCCGUGCUGGAAAACGCCUACAUCUCCGCCGCCUAUCUCACCUCGCGCGCCCAGAACCUCAUCCUGCUCGAUCGCCACGGCGCAAACACUUGGCUCCUCUCCAAUUAUCAUCUUGAGAAUGACCUUCGUCGCGUCGAGCGCGAGCUUGCUGACACUAGGCGGAGUAUUGACGAGGUCAACGCCCAGCGCGCAAAGAGGCAGGAGGCCGUGCGCGCAGAGCUGCUCAUGCUCGAUGAGACUUGGAGGCGCGGUGUCGGCCGAGUCCUUGAGACCGAGGUUGCCGUCGAAGAGCUCAAGGCUCAGAUACGGGAGGAGCUCAAGAGGAAGAGUGCGCACGAGGCCUUAUAA